CGAUCUUCUAAGGCUGCAGCAGGCUCUUCUACUAAAAUUUCAACAUCACAUCACUCGCAAAACAUCAUCAGUUUUGCGCUCAUCAGCUCAUACUAAGUUGUCAAAGCUUUCGGCAAUGGGAGACCAUCGAUACGGGGAGGAAGUUGGGGACAAUACAACGACAACAAAACCAAUUACGAAGGAACUGAUCAAAGGAGGACUCAUGUCACCCCGUUCGGUCAAGAACACAACUUUUGACUGCACUGGUCGGCUGCUACUGGAAAACGCGAACCCCUCAUUCGUCCAUCACCAUGGACCAUCGCGGCUUGUAGAGCCUCCGUUGAUGGCAGUCAGCAGGACGACAAGACCAACCCUUCCGGUGUUGCCUCUGAAAGUAGCCAGUGGUAGCAGUUCCGAACUCUCCUCGUCUACCAAAGGCAAGGGUGAAGAUACAAGUUGCCAGCGUCGUGUUAUCUUUCCCACAUACCCCAGGAAUCAGCAACAGACCUACAGUUGGUCUUGGAUGAGACCACAAUCGGCCUCGGAGGCUCUCACGGACAGCACAGGGACACCCACUACUACUACCGGUAGCACCAGUACAUCUACUACUACUAUUAAGGCUCAGAUACCUCCAAAGGCCAGGGACGAUGCCAGGAAUCAACCUGUUCAUGACUUGUCACCCAUCAGGCCAUUCGGCACAGCGCCCUUUGCUCCUUCUCUGGGAUCUGUACCGCAGGGAGUGAGGCUCACGGAUAGCAUCAGAUCUACCAACAGCGCCAGGUCUACCAACAGCAUCGUUUCGGAACGCUCCGUAAGGAAUGCGGCUCUACCCGACUCUGUUCGUCUUACGGAAUCUCGGCUGCUGAUCACGGACACAACACAAGAGGAUGCCGCCUUGCCUCAGAACAAACAACUCUUGGUGCCACCAACACCCAAUCCAACGUCUACCCGGCGUGUCAUUAGCAUAUCUCCGGAUGACGAAAUAAUGAUGAACAGUGCUCCCAUCUUGGCACCCGUCAACAAACAACCCCAGCAUCGGUCCACCAAACGACGAUCCAUGAAAUCACUCCUACGACGUUCGCCCAAGUACGGGGCCCCCAUUCUAGAGCACGAGGAAAGUCUCCCUUCGUUGGUCGACAUUGUCAAGGAAAACGACGACGAUGACGAUGGUUCUCAAUCUUCCAUGAGCAAUUACAACGAGAAUGGUAGUGGGACCACCACUCCACCAUCGGGGAGUUUUAGUAGUAGUAGGGUCCAAACGGAAUGUUCCUCCACACAUCGGGUUGGUUUUGACCCCCGCGUCUGGGUCCGCGAGUUUCACCGUACACCCGAGGAGGCCAACGGCACGUGGUUUACUGACGAUGAUAUGGAUGCCUUUCGACGAUUGGCACUGGAACGAAUCAUACGGUAUCAAAGUACUGUGGAGAUUAUCGCUACCGGAACGGGGCGGACCAUCCAACGACGUGCUUCUGUGAAACGGCAACCAUGGAAAGGGCCCAUCUACUCGCAUGCCGCCCUCACGUUGGAUGGGGAAAACGCCAAUGACGCAUUUAUGAAGCGAAAAGUCAUGGAGAAGGAACUCAACAGUAUUCUGAUUGUCGAUCCUCAUGAUAUUUGCCUCAAGCUUUUCUCCAAAGCGCUGCAACAAGCGUUGCCACACACCAAUCUGGCUACCAUUGUGACGGCCACCUCGACGGACGAAGUCUUGAAACAUUUGGAACAAGGCAGGCGUUUCGAUUUGAUCAUUGUGGAGGAGAGACUGCAGCUCUUUCAUCGGCAUCAUGGCAAUACUUUAGACAAAUCCUUGUCGUCCUCUUGGAACGAGGACGACGAUGACGACGACGACAUGGAUAACUCGUCUUCCUGGUUGUGCUCUCCGCCCAAGGAUUCGAGCUAUCGAAAGACUGCUACCCUUCCGGGUGCGUGUGGGGCGAUUGUGUCGUCGGGGGCGGCGCUGAUACAAAACCUUAGUCGAUCACCACUCGCAUCCAACGCCAUUUUUGUGGGAGUCAGCGCACACAUGAACGAGGACGAGGCCAAAUUCAAGCGCAGUGGAGCCGACUUUUGUUGGCCCAAGCCCCCGCCGGUGUUGGAUCAAAGCCUCUUGGAAAAGUUGGCAAAAGCCCUGUUGAUCAAACGAAACCAUACGCUCUUGGCAUCCGAGCUCUUUGGAUGAUCGACUGAGUGUGGGCCUUCUAGAUCCAUCCAGAAUGAUCUUGCCAUGCAUAAUUCACAAUUCACACACAAUUCACACAAUCACGCCACCACACAUUUCAUCUGAACAUUUAUCAUCUCAGCCUAAUAUUGCACCACAAACACUAUAAAUAAGCCUUACUUUAAGGCUGCAUUGCCACCAUCACUCCUGUCUGUAUUGGUCAUUUCGAGCUGUGAUCUUGGCUAGCUUCCCCCCUCGUUUAUCAUGGGGAUGUCGGUCCAAUCGUCGUCGGAGCAUCAGACGCCAUCAAUGAACCGCUCCCAGAGCUCUUGAUCCUCUCACUUCGGUGCUCGACCAUGCUUCUGCCUGUGGUUGCCUCACCAGCAAGACAGUUCCACUCCGCAGCUGCCGCCAAAGCGCCAGAAGAUCAUCCGAGACCGGAUAACCAGCUCGCUUCACCACCAACAUACCAAUCUCCUGGGGUAUACCGGUACCUUUUUCGACUGGAUCGCAUGCCUGAAAUGCAGUGUCCGAACCACAUACGACUAUCCAAUCGAGCAACGCAAUAAUGUUUUCUUCCCAUCGGAAUGUCGCCGUAGCCGCGCCUAUCCUAUCGUCGUAGCAUGAUAGGCAAUAAAGGUAAAGACGCCCCAAAGAUCAGUUUCGUCCUUUAGGACAUGUUCUCGAGUUGCCAAAAGGGCAGCCGUUGUGCCUCUUUCGUUGCUUUCGCGGCACGGCCCAAACAGGUAUCGGGGCAGGGAACAAACACGACAAGGCUGUCUGAUAGGUUGUGCUGACUGGCGAGCGCCACCCCGCAACGUCAAGCAUCCGCAAAUGAUUGGGAUGAGGAGGAUUGAACCCUGCAAAGUAAAGAAGAAUAGAGCAGGCCUGGCAUUUGCGGACGGUGAUAGACCAGAGCCUGUCGCCAGCUCUCAAUAGAACCUUGAAACAGCUUGAAAGCCAUUUUAAUGCUGGUCUCGCAUGCCUCUCUGCCACGGCCAGCGAAUAGACAAGGAGUCGAGAUCGAAGUACACCUUGUAGUUACGCGUCCGAGGUUAACCUUCCCAUUCUCACCGGACCUACUUUUCCUUUGUCUCCAGGUCGCAAAGAGUGUGUGCUCAAGGCGCGCUGAAAUAAAAAAGUCCCACAAAUCCGAUGACCAAGUAGUCUUCAAGCAUUUUCGCAUAGAAAGAGCAGCGAUCGAAUCCAAACUGUCCGUUUGGAGAUGUUUGCUUAUGGAGAGCUUCAAGUUGUCGUGUCAGAAGCUUCAAGUUUUCUUUUUCUGGAGGAAGCAAUGGCAUGGUAAAGUAGCCUGGUCCAGUCUUCAACAUUCAACACCCGAGAAGUCGAAAAUCCAGCUUCUCGAAUUCGCUGUGAGUCUCUAAUUCGUACUGAAGCCGGCCUUGGCCUUCUGUAUCAUUUCCAGCAAUCCCUACAUAUGGGUCCCUUGCACAAUGAUGAGCCCAUUCUCGCCCGUGCCACGAAACGACGUCGCAUCCGGAUACAAGUUAUGUAAAGGGCCAAAACCUCAUCUGAGAUUCCAGAUGCUGCUGCAUGCAUGUCGGCUUCGUUGGUUUUCUGGCUGCGGUGGUGAAGAUGUCCCCUUUGUGGUUGUGGUUGUUUCAGCUCUUCCUGUGUGUUGCCUGCUUCCCUCUCGUGGUCUUUGUGAAACGUGGAUACUAAUCGAGUCGUGUAUACAGUAUCCAAACAGCUAUUCGAACUACAGUAGCCGCUCCUCCCAAAACCAAGAAGGCUGAGGUGUACCGGUAGAAAUAAUGGAGUGGGUGGCAAGGAAAGCACGGACAACAAUGGCCAACCCUGAUUGGAGCAAUGUUGCUGAAGCACAUUGUUGGCUGUAGAGUCGUUGACAAGAGUGACGAUUGAAACCUCUUUUGAUUUCGUCCAUAGCUAAGUUUAUAGCCUGUGUGACGUUUUUGUCUUCGUCUGACAUGUUUCCACUCUGAUGGGUUGUGGUGCUUCUGCUCCGCUCUGGGACUAUGACAGCUGGCUAGCUGGGGCCGUCCAGGUGGAAGCUUCCUUCGUGCUGUGGGAUCCAAACCAGGAAGAUACUGCCACCGCCAGUAGUAUCACCAAGAAAGAGGUACGUCAGUCAUGAAUAGCUUAGUCACUAGUAGGUCAC
Molecule: messenger RNA, 4274 nt
Organism: Seminavis robusta
Lineage: Eukaryota; Bacillariophyta; Bacillariophyceae; Naviculales; Naviculaceae
Source: the annotation of a GenBank genome assembly